UUAUAUAUUUCACACAUUGUCAUUACUUGAUCCCCUAACAUUUUCCUUCUCCUCCCAACACUUUCUUUCAUUUUCUAGGGAAACACAAACAGAACCCAUCCAGUUUUCUCUGCCCACCCCCUCCCUUGAAUGGGAACAACUGCAAUUCUUCUCUUGAAUUUAAUUUAGGUUUGAAUUGAAGAGAUCGAUGGAGGGUGGAAUACAUGCAGGGAGUAGUGAUGUGUCUGCUUUCAGAGAUUGCUUCUCGUUGGCUUGGAGGAAUCCGUAUGUUCUUCGCCUUGCUUUCUCUGCUGGGAUUGGUGGUCUCCUCUUUGGUUACGACACAGGAGUCAUAUCUGGUGCUCUGCUGUACAUUCGGGAUGAUUUCGAGGCUGUGGAUAAAAAAACAGUCUUGCAGGAGACUAUUGUGAGCAUGGCAGUGGCUGGGGCAAUCAUAGGAGCAGCAAUUGGUGGAUGGAUGAACGAUAAGUUUGGAAGGAGAACUGCAAUCCUGUCUGCAGAUGUCCUGUUUUUCAUUGGAGCUAUUAUCAUGGCUGCUGCACCUGACCCGGCUGUUCUCAUAGUUGGCCGAAUUUUCGUUGGACUUGGUGUCGGAAUGGCGUCAAUGACAUCGCCUCUGUACAUCUCUGAAGCCUCUCCUACCAAAAUCCGAGGUGCCCUUGUCAGCACCAACGGUUUUCUCAUUACCGGUGGCCAGUUCUUGUCUUACCUGAUCAAUUUGGCCUUCACCAAGGCACCAGGUACAUGGCGGUGGAUGCUUGGCGUUGCAGGAAUUCCGGCUCUGGUGCAGUUCACUUUGAUGCUUCUACUCCCAGAAUCACCCCGCUGGCUCUUCCGCAAGGGAAGGGAAGAAGAAGCUAAGGCCAUAUUGAGGAAAAUAUACCCAGAAAACGAGGUUGAAAGAGAGAUCCGAGACCUAAAGGAAUCAGUCGAAACAGAAAUACGAGAAGAAGGAUCGUCUGAGAAAAUCAAUGUUGUCAAGCUAUUGAAAACUAAAACAGUUAGAAGGGGACUUGUAGCCGGAGUUGGUCUUCAAGUUUUCCAGCAAUUUGUGGGCAUAAAUACAGUGAUGUAUUACAGCCCAACCAUAGUUCAGUUGGCUGGCUUUGCAUCUAAUCAAACAGCCUUGCUUCUUUCACUCGUCACUUCAGGGCUUAAUGCCAUUGGUUCCAUCGUAAGCAUAUAUUUCAUCGACAGGACGGGGAGGAAGAAGCUUUUAAUCAUCAGUUUGUUCGGUGUGAUAUUGUCACUAGGGUUUUUAUCAGCAGUCUUCCAUGAGACGACAUCUCACUCACCAGCAGUUAGUGGGACGGAAACCUCUCACUUAGCUUACACCUGCCCGGAUUACAGUUCAGCUGAAAAUGCUGCCUCUUGGGACUGUAUGAAGUGUUUGAAGGCUUCAUCUCCAGAUUGCGGAUUCUGUGCUUCAGCCGCUGAUAAGUUACUGCCUGGGGCUUGCUGGAUAUCAAAUGGCACAGUGAAGGAUAGCUGCCAUGGAGAAGGCAGGCUAUGGUACACAAGGGGUUGUCCGAGCAAAUAUGGAUGGCUCGCACUAAUUGGCCUUGCACUCUACAUCAUAUUCUUCUCUCCUGGAAUGGGAACCAUACCUUGGAUUGUCAAUUCCGAGAUCUACCCUUUAAGAUUUCGAGGUGUAUGCGGAGGAAUAGCCGCCACAGCAAACUGGAUUUCAAACCUUAUCGUCGCACAAUCCUUCCUAUCGCUGGCUAAUGGAAUUGGGACUUCCUGGACCUUCCUGAUAUUUGGAGUCAUUUCUGUUGUAGCUUUGAUAUUUGUCCUAAUCUGUGUGCCAGAGACGAAAGGCCUGCCAAUUGAAGAGAUUGAGAAGAUGUUGGAGCAUAGAUCUCUGCAUUUCAAGUUCUGGGAGAAAAGAUCAGAACCAGCAGAAAAGAGCCAAGCUGUGUGAAAAGUAGAAAGAACAUGUAUUGAAAUUGGAAUAGGGAAUCUGGAAAUCAGGGAAACUGUAUUUGCAGGAGGAAAUUAAUUAAAACAUGUUAAUCUAGCUUGUGACUGUGGUGCCAUCUUCACCAUGGAAAUGUAUCUGGCUACUUUUAGCCUGCCAAAGAAUAAUGCAAAACCUAUGAAGUUAUAACAUUUGUGUUCAAUUGCACCGCUA
This is a messenger RNA of Tripterygium wilfordii, 2134 nucleotides long. RefSeq names its product probable inositol transporter 2. The transcript is spliced from 6 exons. Gene Ontology annotation, biological process: transmembrane transport. The coding region runs from base 188 to 1924 and encodes 578 amino acids. Gene Ontology annotation, cellular component: membrane. The record is from RefSeq and is a predicted model, not a curated record. Lineage: Eukaryota; Viridiplantae; Streptophyta; Magnoliopsida; Celastrales; Celastraceae. Gene Ontology annotation, molecular function: myo-inositol:proton symporter activity.